CCAAAAUCUAAUCCUGAGAGCUUUUUCAAUAAAGAUCAUUCAUUUGAGAGCCAUCAAUCUGGUGCCCCUAAUAUGAUUUGAAAUAUGGCGAAUUUCUCGACGACAUUUAAGGCUAAACAUCUCGGUGGGACCCAAGCUCCUAAAACCGUGCCCUGGUUAAGGAAGAACAUGAAAGACUCCUAAUUUCUUCAAUAUGAUUUUCCAGAACAUGUUCUUGCACUUUGUGGGUUCUCCUUGAUCAUCAAUUUUACCCACUUCUUUCUUCUGGAAGCCGUUAACGCCAUGAUCGUAGAGGAGCAUGAGAUACCCAAUGGAUGGCCGCUCGGCCUUGGGACUGUGAAUAGACUUAGAGUAGUGGAGAGCUUACCGGCUGCUGGAGUUGAGCCCCACUCUUCACACAUGCAAUCGGCCAGUUUUUCUUCAUUGUCAUCCUCCAACCUUGAUACUGAGUCCACAGCAUCCUUCUUUCAAGACCAUAGCGUGACGCUGGGGCGGCUAAUUGGACUUAGAACAGGUGAAAAAGGAGGCUUCUAUUUCCAAGACUCAAUCGGAGGUUUCGAAGAGCAGGAAAAUAUAUGUAAAAGGGAUGCACAAUCUGAGGUCUCUAGAGGACAAAGAGUGGAUAUGUCACAGGGAAUUUGCAUACCGCUGCUACUUGGUGCACUUGUAAAGAUGAGCCGAAGUAAGAGCAAGGCAAGAAAGUAAUGCUGGCUGGCACUGGCACUGGCACUGGCAAGGCAGCCAAUCACAUGUUUGUUUGUUUCUGACAUGAAAGGGGAACAAACUUCCACGACAUGGAACGAUGCUGUUAUUGAUUUGUAUGUAAAAAAUGAGAUUUCAGUGUAAUUUGACAAAGUUCAUAAUGAUUGACAAAGUUCAUAAUAA
Molecule: messenger RNA, 885 nt
Organism: Juglans regia (Persian walnut)
Lineage: Eukaryota; Viridiplantae; Streptophyta; Magnoliopsida; Fagales; Juglandaceae
Exons: 4
Coding region: 283-705 (140 amino acids)
Source: RefSeq, a predicted model, not a curated record